This is a messenger RNA of Suillus paluster, 813 nucleotides long. RefSeq names its product RWD-domain-containing protein. Gene Ontology annotation, biological process: cytoplasmic translation. The record is from RefSeq and is a predicted model, not a curated record. Gene Ontology annotation, molecular function: protein binding. The transcript has 7 exons. Bases 76 to 768 code for a protein of 230 amino acids. Lineage: Eukaryota; Fungi; Basidiomycota; Agaricomycetes; Boletales; Suillaceae.
UCAAAACUAUGAUCGGUAAUCGGAUAAUUUCCUGAACACAAACGAGAGAGAGAGAGAAAUUCCUGAACACAAACGAUGUCCGCAGAGGUUCUUACUGAGGAGUUUGAGGUACUUGAAUCCAUAUACCCUACAGAGCUGUCCAUUGUUUCGGACAGGGAGAUCCAGAUCGAUGUUGAACCUGAUGAAAUGAUAGAUGGAGAGCACCCCUUCAAACUACAGUUAUCUGUCCAUUACCCCGAUGAAUACCCUGACAGUCUGCCUCACCUGACAUUGGUAGCGAUCGAGGGUGAGCUUGAGGACGCCGAACAUGACACUCUGUUGGAGAGUCUUACGGAAGUGGGCGAAGAGAAUGUUGGCAUGGCCAUGACAUUCACCCUCGUCUCUCAUCUUAGAGAACAGAUGGCAUCCCUUGUUCGUAAAAGGGCAGAUGAAAUCAUGACUGAGGAAACAGAGAAGGAACGUCUGGCAAUUGAGGCGGAAGAAGCGAGGACUCGCGGAACCCCAGUCACAGUGGAGUCAUUUAAGGCAUGGAAGCUUAAAUUUAGCCGCGAGACGGCACAACGGAAGACGAAAGACGAAGACGAAAGGCUGCGCGCACUCUCGCCCCGAGACAGGGAAGAAUGGAAACGUGCAACAACUCGACCCACCGGUCGCCACCUAUUUGAGCGCAACAAGAACUUGGAGCACGACGAUGACAGCUUCGUGGAAGAAGGCACCGUUUCUGUUGACUUUAGUCCAGUACGACAGGAGCCAGCCGCGAGCACAUGAAGAUGACGAUGAUGACGGAGUGCAUUUUAGCGAUAGUGAUUAGAA